GAAUUUAGUGAAAUAAAGUGCAAUGAACCACGUGGACUUAAAAUCGAUAGUGCAGUGUUAUCGCGCAGGGGUCAAUCAACCCAUGACAUCUUGGGGUCAACUCCUCAUGCGCUCACCGAAUAGGUAUUAAAAUUAACGAAACACUUUGAGGGAGGAAUUUCGAGGCAUCGGUUUUCCGAAACAACCAGUUUGCAUUGUUUGUGGAAAUCUAUGUGGUCCAAGUUGGCCACAAAGUCAAAUAGGAGAUGGUAGUUGUGGGUGGAUUGAUGAGCAUCCAAGUGGUGAGAGACCUACAAAACAAAUGUAAGAAGACAUUAAAACUGGCCAGUAGUCGCUUUGGGAAUCAUCGAGGAAAGUUGGCCAGCCAUAAAAAUUGUCAAGGGUGAACAAAAGAAACUCGUGACGGAGGGCUUUCGAACAGCCCUGGCGCGACUGCGACACUGCACCCCGCAAGGGGGUUCCUUGCCAAACACACCAAAUCCACCUGCCACCCCUGAGCAUAAAAGCCACGGUCACGUGGAAAACCGUAGCUCAUCAGUAAAAGCUGCAAGGGGUACUAGUACUGAUCUUGGUAGGUCGCAGUCGUCGCCGAUACGCGGAGGGAGGCAUAAUGCAACCGAAAGCUCUCGAGAAGACACUGAUCUUUUGGCACAUGCUGCCUCUGCACUUCGUCGGCUCAAUUUCGUAUCAGCAGGUGGUAGUCGCAGCUGUCGCUCUGUACCUAAGGUCAUGAUCAUGGGCUCAAGUACUGCCUCGGAAACAACCAUCAACACAAGCACAGAUAGUGCAAACACAAUGGUUACUGUGAUGACAACUACAGACAGCGAGCAGCAUGAUGACAGCAUGGAUUUAGCCGACGAACCCUCAGAAUUGUCUCCACCAGCUUCCUCAAUGAACUCCAUGUUGCCUUCAACAAAGAAUGGAACAAAUAAUUUGGAAACAAUUACGAAGAAUAGAACAAUUGCCAUUACCCAAUGUACCACUGCCCCAAUGGUUCAGUCCCCUCCAAUAGAAGCAACAUUAAAUACGAACAUAAAUCCAAUAAAUGGCAUUGAUGCUUCCUCCCCUACUCCUCCUGCAAACAUUCGCCGAGAAACGAAGUUUCCUUUUGCAUCUGGACGGAUUCCUGCACUUCCUGAUCUCCGAACCGCCGAAUUUUUUAGUACUCCUGUAAGAGGAUCAGUAGAUGCAGGACAACCAGAUCCUCAUCAGGUAAAUUCAAUGCUUACUUUACUAGCAGCAAAAGAGAGAAUAUCAUCGAUGGAAGAGUCGAAAGCAAAUCAUAUUGACACCAGGAACGAUUUCAAGAAAGAAUCAGAUUUACAAGUCCUAGAGAAAGAUAAGAUUGAAGAUAGUUGUGGAAAAAUGCUAAAAAAUGCCAAACCAAAUAUAAAUGUCACCACAAAUCCUUUGGAUAUCUCUCUAUGUGGAUCACAGUCACCCUGCUCAACAACACAACCGUCCACGGGCACCAGGGGAAGUCGUAAAAUACCAGAAGCUCAUCCCCUUGUUUCCGCCAUUCAUUCAUGGGUCAGGGUCUUUUUCCCGUUUUGCGCAAUAGGUGGUAGUAGUGGAGGGACCAAAAGAACAACUCAAGCAACAAUUGUCGUUCAACAGCCAUCACUUACUCUAGAAGCCCCCGCAGCGACGAUCCUUCUUCGUCCUGAAGCAGAUGCACGACGUCGAGAGGAAAAUAUGCGACAGUUGCUUGAUGUCACUCAUACACUGACUCUUCAAGAAAUUCACGACUUUGAGAUGAGAUACGGAAGCCCGCAUCAUAGUAGAUCGCAAUCAGUUAAAACUCCCGGGAGCAAAUCCUCAGGACGUCCAAACUAUUUAUGUCUUCCACAACAAAGGUCGAGGGUUGCUAGCAUGCCGAAUACUGGUGUAGAAGAAGAAUAUUACAUACUAAGGCAUUUCAGCAUAACAGGCAAAGGUAUCGUGAACCGAGGUGAUUCCCUCAAAAGCCGGAGAUCUCGUUCUAACAACAGUGUAGCCUCUAGCAACUCUAGGAACCGAUUGAACGCUGGAAGUGUACCUGCAGAUAUCAUCACCCCAUCAAAUCAGGGAUUUAGCGACAAUAAAAGCUUUCUCACGGAACAUUUAACCGCCUCUUAUCCUGGCUCAGCGCGGAAUUCAGCUGCAGGCUCGUUAGCAAGCUCGAGAGGAAGCAGUGCAUCACAAGGAUCAGUACCUUAUAAAGUCUUAAUGCUUGGAGCACCAGCCGUCGGCAAGAGUUCCCUUGUUUCACAAUUUAUGACUUCUGAGUACCUGCAUGCUUAUCAUACUUCCAUUGAUGAGUCUGGCGAGAAAACUGUGAGUGUCUUACUUGCUGGAGAAGAAUCAGAAAUGACAUUUAUUGAUCAUCCCUCUUCUGAAAUGACGCCGGAAAAUUGCAUCACCGCGUAUGAGCCACAUGCUUAUUGUGUCGUUUACUCUACAACAGAUCGAGCAUCUGCACGUGUGGCAGAAAAUGUUCUUCAGACACUUUGGCGAAGUGAUCUCGUCUCUACACGAGCAGUUAUUCUAGUUGGAAAUAAAGCUGAUCUUGCAAGAAGUCGCACUGUACGAACAGAAGAGGGCCAAUCCAUGGCUGGUUCAUAUGAUUGCAAGUUUAUUGAAACAUCUGUGGGAAUAAACCACAACGUAGAUGAACUUCUUGUGGGUUUGCUGACGCAAAUACGUCUGAAGCUGGAAAACCCUGAAAGGACACGCGAUCUUUUCCGUAAGAGGUCGAGGAAAAACCGCAGCCGAUCACCACUUGGUUCAUUUUCGGAAAAUAAUUCACCUAAGAAAUACCGUGGUAGUCGCACAAGUGCAAGUCUCAAAGUGCGAAAUUUAUUGGGUAAAGUUUGGGCAAGAGAUAGUAAAUCUAAAAGUUGCGAAAAUCUUCAUGUUCUAUAAAAAUUCAUUUGAAUGUUACCGAUUGCGUGUGUCUUGGAACCUAAGCAUUCAUUAUGACCAAAAUAAAUUUUAUUUUCAUUUUUUCUUUAUACCAAAGACUGAAUUUAAUUAAUGGUGAUGAAAAAAAAAAGAAUAAUAACCAUUUUUACCUACUAUAACUCCUCUUAAUGUUAUUGAUUUUAAUCUUAUUAUUCCUGUUAAAAAUUUUCAAGUCCACAAUAGAUUUGUGGAAACUUUGUCCCAUAGUCUAUUCAAAGUCUGUAUUAUGUAACAAUUGUGAACUUCAAAGGAACUUUGUAAAGUAGUUAGUUAAAUUUUUGAUCAAAUUAAUCUGUGAUGAAUACACUACUUUAAAUAGCAAAAAUGCUCAAAUGUGAUUAAACGAUGUAUAGAACUGGUAGUGGAGAAAAUCAUCUAAAAUACAGAAUAAUGAUUGUAGAUAUAUCAACAUAACAUCAAGACCACUCCAACACAAAAGUACACAAUACAAUGAGUUAUUCUUGCAGUAUGCCAUAUUCAACAUAAAAUACACUAUUCAACAACUUGAUGAAAAUAAUUAGUUAUCAAACACCAGACUUACUUGUCAAACACAAAAUUCUACCACGAUUUUCAGCAAAUGAUAUAUGUGGUUAAAUGGUGAUGAUCUCAGAGGUUUUUACUUGGAUAACUAGAAUUUAUGUAUCACAGGAUUGAGAUGAUCAUUUGGAAUUGAAUCUCAACAAGAAUAGAGCAUAAAUUUUUUUUCUAAUUCAAUAGUUCAAACUGGUAAAUAAAUUUAAAUUAUUAUUAUAUUAAAAAUGAAAUGGUCAAGAAAGAGUGAUAAAUAAGUUGGUUGAAGUUGAUAACUUUUUGAUAAGACAGACUUUUGAUUUGGUGACCAAGUCUCCAUGAAUCAAUGAUAGACAUGAAAUAUUUUCUACAGGUUGCUAUUGAUAGUUUUUAAAUUUAGGAGUCGAAAGCAUAAAAAAUCAGUCAUGUAUUUUUUCUACUUUUAACAUAUAAUUAAAUUGAUGAAAUCAUAAGUAUAGGUUUUAUUUAUAAAAUAAACAUUGAUGCAUUUGAUUUUAAUUUUUUAAACAAACAACACAUGUUCUUGUUUUAAUAGAUCAUUUAUUAGUAAUAAAUGGAUCAAGCUUGUCGAAUAAAAUAAAUGCUUUUUCAUUGAAUAAUAAAUUUUGCUAAUUGUAUUAUUAACAGCUGUUACCUUAAAAAAGGAGCUGCAAUGUGAAUUGUGGAGAAUUCGAUAGAUUGUGUGUAAAAUGAUAGAAAAAAUACUUUAUUAUUAACAAAACAUCUUCUCUAAAGAGAACCCGGUAAAGCUUUUAAUAGUCCAAUCAAUCUUCAAUCUCCUAUUGUAUGCAGUGGCAUGGCCUAAAUCUAGAAAGAUUGAAGCCAAGGUUUCUUAUAUGUUGAUAAAUAAACAUAUAUCAUACACUCUAACUAGAAGUAUAGAAUUGAAAGAUCUAUUUUCUGAUUCAAUAAGAAUCAGGAGAUGUAUUUAUUUAUUUUAAACUUGAAAAGAUGGUGAAUUUUCGAUGGCAUUUAGAUUACAUUGAAUCUCAAGAUUGGAAAAAAUAUAAAUUGUGAAGAUGAGUUAAUUUUUAAUUAUUUGAACAAUUUACUUCACUUGUUAUAACUUUGUAUUGAAAAGUUAAAUAAGUGAGAAUUAGAUACAACUUUUUUUAUAGAAAACUUGAUGCUAAACAAAAGUUUAAGAAUGUUGAAGUCAACUAACAAAUAAAUGAACAACUUUUAAUGAAUUGACAACUUUUUUCGUCAAUUGACAUUAAAGAGUAUCAGUUCAAUAAAUCCUGGAACUUAGGGGAAGGUGGGGUAAAACGGGGACUUCAAGGUAUUCCAUAAAUAAAACCCUUAAUUUUGAAUUUCACAAUGUUGGAAGUUUUAUUGAAAAAAUAAUCAGUCAUUCUUUUUUUAAAUUCUAAUGAGUCAGAAUAAAAAAAUAUAAUUAUUCUUAUGUAAAUAUCAACUUGAAAAAAAUAACUAAAGUUCCCCAUCUUGCCUCAUUUUUAGGGCAAAACGGUGUACCUCUUUACCCCACCUUUACUUUUUCUACCACAAGUAUUGUUUUAAACAAUUAACUUAAAUGAUAAUUGAGUGACAAUGAACCAUUCGUUGUCAAUUUACUCAAUAUGUCUAGCUUUGAUCCAUAUAUAUGGACGUUGAUAAAAUGGAUUUAGAAGGUUAUAUUGCUGAUAUACAGCAUCAUAAGUUUCAAAAUGUAUGUGAUAUACAUAUUUUUUAAUAUUCAUAGUGAAGUUAUGAUUGAGAAUAUGUGUUAUUUAUUUUUAAAUGAAACACUUUCAAUCAAAAAGUGAUAUGAGAGAAUUGAAAUUAAAAAUUCAAACAAAAUUGUAGAAAGAGUUAUUAAAAAUGAAAAUGAAUAUUUUUUCCUCCGUCAAGAUUCAUUGUAUAUCAACAUCACAAUCUCACAAUACAUAGGACGUUUUGUACAUUGAUUGAACUAUACGAAGAAAAAAAAAUAAAGAAGAAAAUGUGAAAAGGGGAAUGUAAGAGAAAGUAAACGGAGGGAAAUUAUAUUAUUAAGUAACAAGAAAUAGUUUUUGGUAAAUUUUUAAGCCCCCAAUCAUUCCCAAUACGCUUAAAUUAAAAAGUGAUCGAUUUGACGUAAUGUAAUCAACACUUGACAACAAAAUGAUAUUUAAAAUGUAUAAAAUAUCGUAUACAAUACGUGUGUAUGGAAAUUAUAAUUAUAAAUUAAAAUAUAUUAUAGUAAAUCCUCAUGUAGACAAAAAAUUUAUAAUGUAGUUUCAUCAAUUGUGUGUAUAUGAAUUUAUAUAAUUUUUUACUUCACAAUUUUGUACAUCUUACGGAAAAAAAAAAAAACAAAAUAGAACAUGAGCUGCAUCGUCGGAUCACAAUGAUAAUGGACCGAAAAAUUUGGAAUACAAAUAAUCAUAUUGAAUAACGAUUGUAUUUUAAAUGUUACAAAAAAAAAAAAAAAUUGAUUAAUUAAAUUUUAAUAACUAAAUGUAUUGAAAUAAUUAUCGAAAAUUUAACAUCUAAGGUCCAUGCGAAAAUCAUUUCUGCAGAUAAAAAUAUUUCUCAAUAAAAAGAGUCUUUUUUUGAGUAAGUGCAAUAAGCAAUGUAUAUUUGAUGUCAUUUGUAUAGAAUUCGUUGCUAUUUGUGUAAUAAAUUUAUUGAACCCUUGAAUCUUAUAUAUGUGAUGUAAGGACGGAUUAUCAAGUGUCAUUAUCCCGAAAUUAUUAUUACAAUACUGAAAGACUUCAAUUAACAACGUAAAAAUUUAUAAUAAAACAUCUAAAUGUACAGUUUUUUCUGUGUUGUGGGAUAAGGAAAAAAUUUUAAUAUCCAAUUUUGGAAUUAAGAAAAAUUGAACAAAACCAGACAUUUGCAUUUUUUAAUUGUCUUAUUUUUUUAAAUUUAAAUAAAUUUUAUUUUUUAUCUACAACAGUUUUGAUGUAGUCCAGUCGUGGUGCAAUUAAAAAUGGAGUUAAUAAAAAAUCUCAUUACAUCAUUCGAAACAGGGCAUUUUCCUAUCAAUCAACUUACAUGCGCACAAACUAUCAAUUUGAAUUAUGCGCAUUCCCGCUAAUUGAUUGGUACACUGUAAUACCGAAAAACUUACCGAUGAUGUUUGAGAUCAAAUAUCUCAAAAACUAAAUCGAAAUUUGAAAAAAUAAAGCAACCAAAAUUUUUCUUAGAGUUCAAAGAAUAAAUUAGUUCCUAUGAAGUAUAUUCGAAUUUUGCGUCCCUGAGAAGAUAUAAAAUAAAAUAUACGGCUUCGAGCCAGCAAAAGUUUAUUUUUCGGAAAAAACUCUCUGACGCAGACACUUUUUUUGCUUGCGAAUGAUGUUUUUAAAAUCAGUACACUUUUUUACAUAAAAAAUACUCUGAUUUAAAUGGUGUAUUGAAAUUUGCGAUUAAAAUUGCGCCAGGAAUGGACUAAUAUUAGAAUUUUUAUUAACAAUUCUAA
This is a messenger RNA of Chelonus insularis, 6880 nucleotides long. RefSeq names its product mucin-4-like. The transcript is spliced from 13 exons. Gene Ontology annotation, cellular component: plasma membrane. The coding region runs from base 730 to 2904 and encodes 724 amino acids. The record is from RefSeq and is a predicted model, not a curated record. NCBI's taxonomy places the organism in Eukaryota, Metazoa, Arthropoda, Insecta, Hymenoptera, Braconidae. Gene Ontology annotation, molecular function: GTP binding; calcium channel regulator activity; GTPase activity.